Psylliodes chrysocephalus is the source of this 481-nucleotide messenger RNA. The record is from the annotation of a GenBank genome assembly. Lineage: Eukaryota; Metazoa; Arthropoda; Insecta; Coleoptera; Chrysomelidae.
UUUCAACUUUUCUCUAUCCACGGUUUAAAAUGGCUGGAUUUAAAAACCUGCAAAGUGCAGAUAAUGCAAAAAAGCUUGUUAUAGCAGCCGCAACUUCCAAAAUAACACAAAAAAAUUUAGAAAAAUUAGAUACUACAAAACAACAAACAGAGGAGCAAAAGCAAAAAGAACAAAAUAUAUCUGAAGAAGAUGGCGAAGAUGAAAUCUCAGUGUGGAGUAUUUUAACAACAAAUAGUAACAUACAGAAAAGUGGCACUUCAAACUCUCGAGCUAAUAUUGAAGUUCAACGAUAUCUCGAAGAAGCUACGUCUGUUCCGUGUGAAAGGCUUUUUUCAAAGGCCGGGUUGAUAAUUACGGAACGACGUAGUCGUCUUAAUCCAAAUAAAGACAACUUCCAUUUUUGAACGUUAAUUUGUGUCAUUUAAAGAAGUAGUUUUUUUGCUAAAAUAUGUUCAAUAGUUUUUUUGUUGAAUCAUUUUUU